Lodderomyces beijingensis is the source of this 2967-nucleotide messenger RNA. The record is from the annotation of a GenBank genome assembly. Lineage: Eukaryota; Fungi; Ascomycota; Pichiomycetes; Serinales; Debaryomycetaceae.
AUGAGAUUGUAUCUCAAUGAGAAACCACGAGCCUUUGUCAUUACAGCUACUACGCAUGCAUUGAUAAUCAGACACCCGAGUCCAACCUACAAACAUAGGAGCCUACGAGGAUUUAUUCAGGGUCACAAGAACAAGGACAACACCAAGGACAAUAGCCGAGUUUUCGUUGAAUUUGUGUCCAAGGAUUAUGUCGAUGUCAGCAUGUAUCGAGAUGUGACGCCGAAAGGAGCCAAAUUGAUUGCAUUUCUCGGUAUCUUGAGCUUAAAGUCCAAGAUUUUCCUCGGCUUUGUCACCAAAGAUGAGCACGUUGCUUCUCCUACGAUGAAUGAGAAGAUUUACAAAAUAACAGGCACCGAGUUUUACUGUUUGAAUAACGAUGAGUAUGACCACUUGUUUGAUUUGGAUUACAAUAGCUAUAUGGAUAGCGAGAGAAUCAAGUACCCAGCGUCCUCGGUGCAGAACCUACUAUCAAGUGGCGCGUUUUACUACUCAAUGGAUUUCGAUAUAACCUCCCACAUUCAAGAACGAGGGUUUGGCAGGACGGAGUUUCAGCUAAUUGCAGACACGAGCUAUUUCAACCGCUUUCUGUGGAACAAGUUUAUGAUUGGCGAGUUGCUCGAGUUUCGAAAUAGGCUAACACCGCAGGAACAGCGGCAAGUGGACUCUUCGGGUUUUGUUACCGUCAUUAUGCGCGGCUAUGCCAAGUCUGUCAAUACGGAAAUUGCAGGACAAGAAGCAUUGAUGACAUUGAUCUCGAAGCAAAGCUGCGCGAAAGAAGGCCCCUUGUUCGGCGACUGGGGCUGCGACGGUAAUGGCUUUGUUUCAAACUAUUUGGAAUCGGAGGUGAUUAUUUACACGGAAAAGUUUUGCUUAUGCUAUGUCAUUGUGAGGGGGAACGUGCCCAUGUACUGGGAGUUGGAGAAUAAUUUUGCAGCAAAGACAUUUCUCAAUGCCAAUGGCAAGCAGAUUGAGUUUCAAAGAUCAUUUGAGGCGUCGCAGGAGGCACUUGUCCGGCAUUUUGACCGACUUGGUAAUCAGUUUGGAGACGUGCACAUAUUCAACGAGCUUUCCGACAAGUCGUACAAGGGAGUGUUGAAUGCCUCGUUCGAAGAGCAAAUAAAGUAUUACUUGAAACAUCGAGAAGAUUCAAAACCGGCCGAAUUCAAAGUCUUUUAUACCCAUCUCCCCAUACCCGCAUCAAGAACGCGGAAACUCGGGUAUACUUCACAAAAUCCGUACGACAUUGUUGCCACUUUUAUCGACUCUGCUGUUCGCUUUGGAGCUUUAUUUUACGACAACUCGUCGAUGAGUUUUGUUGGUAAACAAUUGGGGGUUUUCCGGGUGAACUCGUUUGACAGUUUGAGCAAGGCCAAUUUUUUGUCCAAAGUGAUUUGUCAAGAGGUUAUUAAAUUGGCGUUCCAGGAUAUUGGCAUCGAAUUGGAUCGCGAGUUUUUCUCAAAACAUGCUAAAUUAUGGCAAGAGAAUGAUAGCCAAAUUUCCAAGUUGGUGCUAAACUAUGUGUCGAGCACCGACAAAUUGCAGACGAGUAGUGUCUCGCAUGCCUCAUCGGUUAAAACGCACAUUACCAAGAAGUACUUGGCCGGGAUGGUUGAAAAUACAAAGCCCAAUGAGUUGGCAUUGUUAAAGUUGUUGGGAAGGUUGCAAGAUCAGCACGUGAUAACGGUGCAUAAUCCGCUUCAUGAUUACGUGGCCAACGAACUUAACCAAAGGAGCAAGGAGUUUACAUCUCAGCUGGACAUAUCGCUUUUUGCAUCGACGUUUAAUGUCAAUGGCACUGUAUACGACGGAGACAUUGAAGAAUGGAUCUUCCCCAACGACAAGAUGCACGAUUUGGUCUUUAUAGGACUACAGGAAAUCAUCGAGUUGAAGCCGGGGCAAAUGGUAAACACCGAUUUCAGACACAAGACUCAAUGGGAAAGAAAGAUUUUGGAUUGCUUGCUGACGCGUGGCAAAUACAUGACCAUGUGGAGUGCUCAAUUGGGAAGCAUAGCGUUGUUUUUUUACGUUCGAGAGUCGCAGCUUAAAUUUGUAUCGAACGUUGAGUUUUCGUUCAAGAAAACGGGGCUUGGUGGAGUAGCAGCAAACAAAGGUGGAGUUGCCGUGAGCUUCAAGUUCUCAGAUACAAGCAUCUGCUUUGUCUGCUCUCAUCUUGCCGCGGGGUUAAGCAACGACGACGAACGCCACAGCAAUUACAAGACGCUUGUCAAGGGACUCCAGUUUUCCAAAAACAAGCGCAUCCCCGACCAUGACGUUGUCGUUUGGGUGGGGGAUUUCAACUACAGAAUCAACUUAUCUAACGAGCAUGUCAAACCGUUGAUCUUGCAAAAGAAAUAUGCCAAAUUGUUUGAGUUUGACCAGUUGAAUCAACAAAUGGCUAGCGGCGAAUCGUUCCCCUUUUACGGCGAACAAGAAAUACAUUUCCCACCAACAUAUAAAUUCGACAAUGGAACCAAAGUUUACGAUUCAAGUGAAAAACAGAGAAUCCCCGCAUGGACGGACCGUAUUCUUUACUUAUCUCGACAAAAUCUAAUCAAACCAAUCGAGUACGACUGCGUGCCCAACAUUACAUUUUCAGAUCACCGAGCCGUGUAUGCGAUUUUCCAAAUCACCGUUAAGAUUAUCAACCAAACCAUCAAAAAGAAGAUCUCAAACCACUUGUAUGAAACAUACAAGCUCAAACACGGGGGAUUGCAAGCCAUUGCCUCCAGUGCGUUUGACGUUGACAAGAAAAUCUUUGAUUAUGAUAAUAGAAACUUACCAGCUCCAAGUUCAGACAAGAGCAAAUGGUGGCUUGACGGAGGCCGGCCGGCAAAAGUCACCAUCCCAGGUCUAGCCGAUCAUGAAUGCGAACUAGUAUGCAACCCUUGGCACCCGAUAAACCCAUUUGUAUCCACCAACGAGCCCGAGUUUGUACCGCUCAAGGAACUAGAAAGCAUGCUAGAUUGA